This is a messenger RNA of Closterium sp. Naga37s-1, 1479 nucleotides long. NCBI's taxonomy places the organism in Eukaryota, Viridiplantae, Streptophyta, Zygnematophyceae, Desmidiales, Closteriaceae. The record is from the annotation of a GenBank genome assembly.
AUGCCCAUUCACGCGCAUAUGCCCAUAGUCGUCCGCCGUUUCACUGCCCCUUCGCCAGGCGCAUCGAUGUCGCGGUUGUUCCUAGCCGCGCCCGGUUCUCUGUCCAGGGUAGAGCAUUCCGCCUUGCACAGAUUUUCGUCCAUUUAUAUCGUCGCCGUCGCCUUCGCGCAGUCCCCUCCCGUCGCCUUCGCGCACUCCCCUCCCGUCGCCUUCGCGCACUCCCCUCCCGUCGCCUUCGCGCACUUCCCUCCCGUCGCCUUCGCGCACUCCCCUCCAGUCGCCUUCGCGCACUCCCCUUCCGUCGCCUUCGCGCACUCCACUCCCGUCACCUUCGCGCACUCCCUUCCCGUCGCCUUCGCGCAAUCCCCUCCCGUCGCCUUCGCGCACUCCCCUCCCGUCGCCUUCGCGCAGUCCCCUCCCGUCGCCUUCGCGCACUCCCCUCCCGUCGCCUUCGCGCACUCCCCUCCCGUUGCCUUCGCGCACUCCCCUCCCGUCGCCUUCGCACACUCCCCUCCCGUUGCCUUCGCGCACUCCCCUCCCCUCCACUUCCGUCGCCCACGCGCACUACCUCCGUCGCCCACGCGCUCUCCCUACGGUCGUGUGCGCGCACUCCCUUCCGUGGUGUGCGCGCUCUCCCUUCCGUCGUUAGCGCUCGUGACCUUCCUGUCGCCUUCGCGCAUUCCCUUCCACCACACCCCGCUUGGGGCGCACGGCCGAUUCCCUCCCAUCGCACACUGGCGCCUUCGCUCUCCCUUUCCAUCUCUUCCCGUUCUCCCAAAUCACGACCGCACGUCCUCUCUUUUCGUAUCGUCAUCCCAUCUCCUCCUCUCCCCAUCCCUCCUCCAACGCUCCCUCCACCCCCCAUCUCUCCUCUUCCCAUCCCCAUCCCUCAUCUCCUCAUCCCUCACCCCACUUGCCUUUGCUCCCCAUCUUGCAUCUCCCCAUCCCUCAUCUGACCAUCCCGCAUCUCCCCAUUCCUCACCUCCCCUUCCCUCAUCUCCCCAUGCCUCCCCACCCCAUGCCUCAUCUCCUCAUCUCGAACGAUCACUCCAUUCCGCCUCACCCCAUUCCGCCUCACCCCAUUCCACCUCCCCAUCCCUGAUCUCCCCAUCCCUCGCCUUCCCAUCCCUCCCCUCCCCAUCCCUCAUCUCCCCAUCCCCCAACUCCCCUUCCCUCUCCUCCCCAUGCCUCACAUCCUCAUCCCUCAUCUCCCCUUCCCUCAUCUCCUCAUCCCUCAUCUCCCCUUCCCUCAUCUCCCCAUCCCUCAUCUCCCCACCACUCACCUCCCCAUCCCUCUCCUCCCCAUCCGACACCUCCCCAUCCGACACCUCCCCAUCCCUCAUCUCCCCAUCCCUCAUCUCCUCAUCCCUCAUCUCCCCAUCCCUCAUCUCCUCAUCCCCCAUCUCCCCUUCCCCAUCUCCCCAAUCCGCCCCACCCCAUUCCGCCCCACUCCAUUCCGCCCCACCCCUUUCUUGUUAA